This is a messenger RNA of Corticium candelabrum, 2970 nucleotides long. RefSeq names its product sushi, von Willebrand factor type A, EGF and pentraxin domain-containing protein 1-like. The record is from RefSeq and is a predicted model, not a curated record. The coding region runs from base 1 to 2307 and encodes 768 amino acids. The transcript is spliced from 13 exons. Gene Ontology annotation, biological process: proteolysis; complement activation. Gene Ontology annotation, molecular function: serine-type endopeptidase activity. NCBI's taxonomy places the organism in Eukaryota, Metazoa, Porifera, Homoscleromorpha, Homosclerophorida, Plakinidae. Gene Ontology annotation, cellular component: extracellular region.
AUGAGCACGUUUUGUGAGCCUCCUCAACUCACAAAUGGAUACCUUAAAUUCAGUGACAAUAAUGGAAAGCACGACGUUGGAAGUACAGUGACGUAUCAUUGUAAGCAAGGCUUUGAGUUAUCUGAUAAAAGCGGGAAAACCACAGCAACAAGGAGAUGCAAAGGAACCAGACAAUGGUCUGGAAAGGCACCAAAAUGUUCUCGUGUCAACUGUGGAGCACCCACUGUUUCGGGGAACGGCUACUAUACUGGACACCCCACCACGUACGAGUCUACUAUCAAUUUUGGUUGCAACAAAGGUUAUUACAUUGACGGUGCUACGAAAGCCAAAUGUCUCCAUACAAGAAAGUGGGACAACAAGGCACCAAACUGCAUCCCAUUCUGCAGGAAGCCGUCUAUUCUCGAUAAUGGUGUUAUCGUCGUUUUAAAGCAUAGUGAAAAUGACAACCAGUUGGACGUAGGCACUCGUGUGGAAUACAAAUGCUCUAAGGGAUUCGUGUACGCUAACUCUAACGUUAGGACAUGUACUGGACCGCUCACGUGGUCAGGAAUGGCACCCAAGUGCACACGGGGAGAUUGCGGAAAAUCUAUUGAUGUUGAAAACGGCUUUUGUAAAUUUACGCACAGUUAUAUGGACGGCACAAGAACGUGUGAAUGCAACUACGGCUACAAGUUUCCUGAUUCUCUUGAUCGGGAAAAACUUGCGACGUGUAACGUCGCCCAAAAUGUUGCAAAAUGGAGCAAGUCUCUUACAAUAUGCAAAAAGAUAACGUGUCCACCAUUGGUUCAAAAUAGAAGAUUAAACGCAUAUUUGAACUACAGCGGAAAUCAUUACAUGAACAUUUCGACAUACAGUUGUUCGUCUGGCUAUAAAGCAGUGAAAGGUCACUUCCAGAGACGUUGCCAAUUCGACGAAACGUGGACGAACCAAUCACUGGAGUGUGCCAAAAAAACGUGUGGUCGUUUAGAAAAUCCUAGAAAUGGCUUUGUAAUACAAGGACGAACGAAAGCAGAUGAAUACGGUAGAGAAGUCACUUAUAUUUGUAACACGGGGUACCAGAUAAAGGGUUCUGAAGUUAGAAAAUGUGGUGCUUCAGGACAAUGGGACGGAGAAGAACCGAUUUGUCAACAUAGUGGUUGCUCUGACUGUCAUGAAGAAGCAGAUUGCAUUCAAAACGAGCACUGUGUUUGCAAACCAGGAUACAUUGGCGACGGGAGACAUUGCUGCAAAGAAGAUCUGACGAAUAGAGUUGCCAUUAGAAACGAAGCCACGUUUCUAAAUUGCAAAGGCAAUUGCAACAUGCCAUUUCAACGCGUUGUGUGGUACCACAACACUGUGCCAGUCAAUAUUUCUAAUAGUCGAAUUGGAGUAGGCAAGAAUGGAAUGUUACUUUACAUAGACAAUGUAUCGAAAAGUGACGCAGGUGAAUACGUAUGCGUUUUCAACAACGGUAAGACUGUGUUUAGAAGAUAUGGAAAUCUGAAGGUGACUGAAGAUAUGUUUGGAUGUCAGCAAAACUCUAGCUGUUCAUCUGAUUGUGGACGGAGUUGUGCAAGAAAGCCGUUUGUGGCAAGAGGAGAUGUAACUCAUGCCGGAAAAUUUCCAUGGCAAGCGAUGCUUUGUACUGCUUCUCAUGGCCAACAUUGUGGAGGCGUUCUUGUAUCAGACAAUUGCAUUGUAACGGCUGCUCAUUGCCUUCAUCUUGGAGGGGUGUUUACUAAAAACGUCAGCGUAUGUGUUGGCCGUCAAUGUGGAAACUGCUCUGAAGUCGAUGUUGAAGGAAAUCCACAAUGUUUUAGGCCCAAGUCGACAUUUAUUCAUCCCAAUUUUAGCAGGAGUACGCUAGACAAUGACAUUGCCAUUAUUAGACUACCAAAAGCGGUUUCGUGUCACUGCAACAGUGUCUUCCCUGUUUGUUUGCCUAAUGAGAAGAGAGACGGAUCUUACCUUCGAGCUGGAAUGGAAGGCAUCGUCACUGGGUGGGGAAGAGUAAAUUCUUCACUUAGUAGAUCAACAUGCUUGCGUAAAGGCGACGUGCGACUAGCUUCUCGAAAUAUUUGUUCCAAAAGGCAUCCAGAUUAUCCAAUAACGAACAGUAUGAUGUGUGCAACUGAUUACAACGGCGCAUGCGAAGGAGACAGUGGUGGUCCGCUGGUGAUUAAAAACAAAGAGUACGGACAUCGUUUUGUGUUGGCAGGAAUAGUGAGCUGGGGAAAAGGAUGUGGCCAGGCGAAAGGUUUAGGAGUUUACACUAAAGUCUUGACUCAUGUGAAUUGGAUAAAGCAGAUGUGUGGCAUGAACUCUUAGCGCUUUGUUGCUGUGCAGUUGCACUUUCAAUUGCAACCAGUGUCAGUCCGUAUAGUAGAUUACAUUCAGAAAAUGACAUUUUGGCAUAACUGUUUGUUUAGUACUCUGACCUCAUUUGUUUGCGAUAUCAUGUAGAACAUAUAGUGCAAAUUUUUUGUUCCCUUUUUCAAUGACGCGGAGAACAGUCGACUCUCAACACCUGGAUGAUACUGGCGUUCGCUAAGAUGGUUUGCCCGUUCGAAGAUCAUACCCAUGCACGAAGAACGCGCCUAUAAUCAAGGGAUGCAAACGUGUCAAGACUCUUCGAGUUUCAGUUAAGUUAUUAGUCACAAUUGUUAGUAUGUCUGAGUACGGCGAGUUCAUUUUUUCUUAAACGUUCUGAAGGAAAUGAAAUAUUUCUACAUGCUGCAUCAGCUACGCUUUCUCCAAAUAAAUUCAUUCAUGGAAAUGAACAGGAUGAAGCGUCCAAUGCGUUUGAUGGAGAUAACAGGGAGGGAAGUAGCGGUUCGUUGCCUCGAGAUUACAUAAAAUGUGCAAUUACAGUUUUUGGCCCAUUGAUGUACUUUAAAAGAAAAAUGACACAAGAGGAGAAGAUUUCGUACUUAAGACUACAUCUGAGAGACGUUUUGAAGAGACAAAGGCAACAGAAUGGACUUACGGUCA